AGGUAACAUAGUUAUAUAUAAACGAUUACCCCAACAGGUAACAUAGUUAUAUAUAAACUAUACCCCAACAGGUAACAUAGUUAUAUAUAAACGAGACUAUUUUAAUGAAGUGUUUGUGUGAUACGGGAUAAGAAUACGCUACCAUAAUCAGAUAAGUAUAACUACAAAUACAUUGCCCUGGGAACUAUCAGAAGUGAUCAUCCAGUCUAGCUUUAAAACGUUUCAGUUAAGUGGAUCAUCAAACCUUUUCUGAAAAUUCUUCAACAGAAAUCCAUUUGCUGUCGUGUCUUUGAACAAGAUGCUUACUCAGAUUGCUCUGAAAAACAUGCAACGAGCCUUUCUAUGCGUUGAUCCUUGAGGUAGGCAACAACUACUACAAUAGUAAACCAACUUUAAGUGACCCUUGUCGUGGAAGGCGCGAUAAACCCAACAAACGGACCAACAGGAAUCUCGGGUGACCAGUUCCUGGAAACUUUGAAACACUUUCAGAGCUUAACAAAAGUGCCGACCUAUUAUCACGAAUACCGCGGUUUAACUGGUAAGCUUAGAUCAUAUUUCUUUUAGGAAACAAUAUUGAGUCUGUAAUGUCUAACUUUGGUCAUGAGAUGGACUUAAAUAGUACUACAAAAUGUUGAAUUUGGAUAUGCAUUUUGACAUUUUCGACUGUGUGUCACGGAUUUAAUGGGCUGUUAUCCGUCUAUGCCAUUAUCCACAUCCAUUAUGUGUAAAAAAAAAUCACCAUCAUAGUGUGUGCUCCUUCGUCAGAAGCAAGAAAUAAUGAAUGAGCUUCACACUGCGCAUGUGUACCACAUUUGCCAGAACAUCCCAAUGUUAUUGAUUAAUUUGGAGUCGUUGUCAACAACACGAUAUCGAUUUUGAUUGCUUUGCUUCCGCCUCACUUAUUUUAAAGGACUAUUUCCCAAGUAAUCUAUAAUGCCUUUUGAUCAUUGUGAUUAAAUCUUAACACGUGCUUCUUUUAUUUUCUCUAUAUGGCAAUUAAAUGUGUAUGCUUCCCAUGUGCAUUGAUUAUGCUAAGUAGGUGUCUGUGGUGUAUUCCGUGUCACAGUCGGGUACCCGUGGUAUCGGUACCAGAUUGCAUGCAUGAAUGCUCGAACGAUACACAGGAUUCCCCAUUAAUCAUACCCAUCUCGUCCCAUUACCACUUUCCAUCGGCUUUCCAAGUCGGCAACAUCGCUGAUCACAAUCUCCCUGGUGUUCAACAUUGGUGAGUCCAGAUUUUCAGAAUGGAGCACCACAACAAGCUGAACAAUUGGCAGGAUAUCACCGUGCUGUUGGUGUAUUUCGCUGCUGUGCUCGCGGUGGGGCUUUGGUCCAUGCGAAGUUCAAAACGAGGCAAUGUAAAGGGUUACUUCCUGGCGAGCCGUACCAUGCCAUGGGUGGCGGUUGGAGCGUCACUUUUCUCGAGCAACAUAGGGAGUGAACACUUUAUUGGUCUGGCUGGGGCAGGGGCUUCAACGGGGAUAGCUAUGAUUCUUUUCGAGUGGAGUCCCGUAUUUCUGAUAUUGCUGCUGGGCUGGUAUUUUAUCCCAGUCUAUAUUUCCUCGGGGGUGUACACCUUGCCAGAAUACAUGGAGAAACGUCUCGGAGGGAACAAAAUCCGGAUAUAUAUAUCUAUUUUGUUCCUUGUGCUCGCUGUCGUCACCAAAUUAGCGGUGAACAUGUUUGCGGGCGGACUCUUCAUACAGAUGGCUACAGGAUGGAACAUGUACAUGUCCGUCAUCAUAUUGUUAGCUGUGACAGGGUUCUACACCAUACUGGGGGGACUAAAGGCUGUGAUGUACACAGACACGUUUCAGGCAGUUGUCCUAACUCUCGGAGCCCUCCUCCUGUUUGGAAUAGCUUUCAGUCGUGUCGGAAGCUUGGAGAAUCUGGAACAAUUGUACAUGAACGCAACUGCCACAAUUCAGGUUGCCAACAGUUCGUGUGGAUUACCGAAGAAAGACGCCUUCCACGUAUUCCUUGAUCCUGUUAAUGGGGAACAACCGUGGCCGGGUCUGCUAGUUUGUUCCUCCCUAGGAUGUGUCGCCUAUUGGUGCUGUGACCAGGUUAUAGUACAAAGAUCUCUAGCGGCUAAGAGCCUUUCCCACGCUAAAGGUGGUUCGGUUAUGGCUGCUGGUCUGAAACUGCUGCCGUUAUUCCUGAUGAUAUUGCCGGGAAUGAUAAGCCGAGUCUUGUUUCCUGAUGAGGUAGCGUGUGCAGACCCCGAUGAGUGUAUGCGGAUAUGUGACAACUCCGUGGGAUGUUCAAACAUCGCCUAUCCGAAGCUCGUCCUGGAGUUGCUUCCUAAUGGACUUCGGGGUUUUAUGAUGGCUGUCGUCCUCUCCGCCGUGAUGAGUUCCCUAACGUCCAUCUUCAACAGUUCUAGUACUUUGUUUACCAUGGAUUUAUGGAGACGCUUUAGGCCGAGGUCCACGCAGAGAGAAUUACUCAUCGUCGGCAGGGUCUUCAUCCUCUUUAUGUGUGUGUUGAGCAUUGUAUGGCUUCCUUUGAUUAAGAGCUCACAGGGAGGACAACUCUUCGCAUACCUCAACAUGGUUCUAGCCAGUCUUAUGGCACCAGCAGGCCCAGCAUUCCUGAUGGCAAUAUUUUGGAAGAGAACAACAGAAAUAGGAGUCAUCGGUGGUCUGCUUAUUACUCAUGUCUGUGGCAUGGUACGUCUGGUUCUGGAAUUUGCUUUCCCAGCGCCACCGUGUGGACAACCGGAGACACGACCGGCAAUUAUUUACAAUUUCCACUUCCUGUACUUCGGUUUGUUCAACGUAUUUCUGGCGUUUUUGGCCAUAGGGGUGAUUAGCCUGCUGACACGACCCCGGACUGACGAGGAGCUUCAACACGUGACGUGGUGGACAAGAGUUAUGGUCCCUAACACAACGACGGAAGAAAAAGAUGAGGAACAUGGCACCGUGGACAAUAAUGACAUUAACCUCAAACCGGUUAAGGAUGAGGCGGUGAACAAUACAACAAUUGGAGGAAAAUAUGUAUCAGACGAAGAGACUUGCCAAGACGACCAGAUAUCCAUCAUAGCAAACGAGCGGACCUGUUUGGUUAAGUUUACAUCAUUUCUGUUUGGAGAGCCAGAACUUGGAAGGGAGAUAACUACGAUGUCGUUACGACAGAAACAGAUAUUCAUGACGGAACGAAAAGAAUACAAAUGGCUGUUGGAUGCUUCCGCCGUUUUUAUGAUUGCGGUUGUGAUGUUUCUCGCUGGAUAUUUUGCUUGAUUUAACAGCUAACGUGUGCACAUAAGCAGACUACAUAAGUGUUGUAAUCAUCGUGUUAUUGGUAGUAUUUCUAUUUAAACAGAAUCACAUUGUUGUUGUUUACCAGAAUUUAUUUCCAUAUUGGAUAUUAACACUAUUUUCUUGAGAAACAAAAUAUGUCUGUCACAUAUACUGGAAUAUUCUGCAGUUUUUCGGAGUUUUCAUUACCAGUCGUGUAUUGGAAUGUCAAUACAUAGAGAACAAUUUUCUUCAUAUUGAAGAUAACAAUGAACUAAUUAUGGUCGUGAUGUUUCAGAUAUAUAUCUGUGUUAUGCAAAAUACAUGGUCCACAGCAACUAUAAUCAUUUGCAUUGACGAGUGAGUUCCGGUGCACAUUGUAGUUAAAAUUAUCAACGUUCUCAGUGUGUUCGUCAACGUAGUACCAAUAUCAAUUAUAGUUUAUAUGAUUAAAAAGAACCUCGCCGUCGUUUUAACUAGCUGUCAUUUUCGAUUGCUAGAGUAUUGUUUCAAUAUCGGAUUUUAACACGAAAAGGAUCUACUAUAUUUCUUCCCAAAAUAGAGUAUCUUUUUAUUGAUGGAACUGCCAAGAACAUAUAUAUAUAUUGUUAUUUUGUUCUUUUUCCUUAUCUUGGAGUAAUGCGAUUUUUGUAUGUUGAAAUAAGGUAAUUAUCAUCGUUACGAUAAUAAUGAAUUGCUGGAAAACAGUCGCCUAAAUCACGAUUACGACGGUCAAAACAAAACAAUGCAUUUUUCAAAAAUCAUUUAUUCACCUUGAGAUCCGUUUCCCAGAAAACUGGACAUACAUUUUAUAGAUAUCGUAGAUCCUUAAUCUUAAUGAAUAUGAUUGGAGAGGUUUCAUUAGAAACCGUGUGUCUGAUAGGCAAUAUAUAUUUUUGUACAAUUUUCUUCAUAUUGAAGAGUAAAACAUUGUAUUUUGUGUUA
Messenger RNA from Pecten maximus, 4184 nucleotides. RefSeq names its product sodium/glucose cotransporter 5-like. The transcript has 16 exons. Bases 1245 to 3242 code for a protein of 665 amino acids. Gene Ontology annotation, cellular component: plasma membrane. The record is from RefSeq and is a predicted model, not a curated record. Gene Ontology annotation, molecular function: D-glucose:sodium symporter activity. Gene Ontology annotation, biological process: transmembrane transport. Lineage: Eukaryota; Metazoa; Mollusca; Bivalvia; Pectinida; Pectinidae.